AUGCUGAAGCUGGGAUUUCAGGGUCUGCUUGUGACCCUUCUUUAUUCCUCUACCACGGAUACCAUCAUCUGUGUUCUUGUCUACGUAGAUGACAUCAUCGUCACCGGCAACAAGCUCUCUGCGGUUCAGUCUCUCAUCUCUGAUCUCUCACAGUGCUUUGCAUUAAAAGAUCUUGGUGACUUGCAAUUUUUCCUUGGCAUCCAAGUCUCUCACUCUUCUGGGUGUUUGUUUCUCUCUCAACGACAAUAUCUGAUUGAUUUAUUGCAGAAGGCUGAACUAGCCGAUGCAAAGGCGAUGAAGACUCCCCUUGUCGCCAGCAGCUCCUUAUCUAGGACUGAUGGAGACCUCCUCCCUGACCCAACUAUGUAUCGCAGCCUAGUGGGUUCCCUUCAAUACUUGACGCUCACCCGCACCGAUAUUGCUUUUGCGGUGAAUAAGACAUGUCAGUUUCUCUCCUCUCCCACUACAGCCUAUUGGGCAGCAAUGAAGUGGAUCCUCAGGUAUUUGAAAGGGACCCUAACUCAUGGUUUGCAAAUUCGCUUUUCUCCCUCCUGUCAACUUCAAGCAUUAUCAGAUACUGAAUGGGCUGGUUGCCCGCUCCAGUACAGAAGCGCCAAGAAACAACACACAAUUGCCCGCUCCAGUACAGAAGCAAAGCUCCGUGCCAUUGUCUUAGCAGUCACCGAAGUUAUCUGGGUUCAGCAGUUACACAUAGAGCUGAAGAUUGUCUCUCCUUCAGCCCCCAUUGUAUGGUGUGACAAUGCUGGUUCUCUCUAUUUGGCUGCUAAUCCCGUGUUUAAAGCCUGA
Molecule: messenger RNA, 807 nt
Organism: Nelumbo nucifera (sacred lotus)
Lineage: Eukaryota; Viridiplantae; Streptophyta; Magnoliopsida; Proteales; Nelumbonaceae
Source: RefSeq, a predicted model, not a curated record